CUACAGUAUAGCAUUUAAUUUUCGACGCUUAAAGGCAGUUUGGGAAACUAUCAAGGAUGAUGUUAUAUGGUUUGUGGUGGAGUUUCAGAAGAAUGGAAGAUGCUUUCUGGCAAUAAGCAUGUCAAGUACCUAUACAUUCCAUAUACUGUCACCGUUGUGGUGGUGACAUGCAACCCUGUUUCCAAAUGGAGAGGUCCACCAAAAUUCAAGCCUAAAUACAGUAAGGAUGAAGAAACAAGGGCUAGCAAUCUUGGAAUCAACUCAAACUUAAGAUGGCUGAAUGCCAGGGCUGAAGGCAUUACGGCUAAAUCAUCUGACAGCAGAGAACCAGACAUAAAUGAGCUUUCAUUCACAGAGUUAAGAGAUAAACUGCUUGCUCUUGAUCUACUCAACAAAGACCAUGUCAUAAAGGUAAACCAAGUAGAAGCUGAAUUCUGGAAGAAAUCAGAGGGAUAUAGAGUAGGAUGGAGCGACGAAAUCUUGGGCUUCGAUUAUGGUGGGCAACAGUGGGUAUCAGAAAUCUGUUUUCUUGCAGGAACUCUUUCCAAGCCAUCAAUUAAAGAUCUUGAAUACAUAGAAGAACUGAAGCGACUCAUUGAGAAGGAAGAUGUUGCUGCCCCUGCCCCUAUAGAACAGCGCUGGACAGCGCAUAGUCAGAGCCUUAUGAGUCCAGCUUCAAGCUCAGCAGAGGAUGACAUAUUCUCAUGGAUAAGUUUAUCGUUCGUUGAUAUAAUAAUGUAUCUUCCUACAAUGGAUGCUUGCCAGAGAAAGGAAAUAACAGAAGAAUUUUUCCACUACAGGCAUCUGACACAAUCACAGUUGUGGGAUAGAUAUUCUGCUUAUGAACAUUGGGCCAAGAUUGAGGUUCCAAAGGACAAAGAAGAACUUGAAGCUCUUCAAGCCAGGCUGAAAAGGCGUUUUCCAGUAGAUGCAUAUAACAAAGCACGUAGGGAAUUGGACCCCAACGGAAUCCUUUCCAAUAACAUGCUGGAAAAGCUGUUCCCACUGUCCAAUACUGUUUGAGAGGCAACUCUGAUUGGUUCUAGAGGACAAAGGGUUUGACACCCUCUGGCUAGGCUGGAAAAGCACUUUUGGAUAUAAAAGAGUGUGUAGGGAAUUGGAACCCAACAGAAUCCCCUCUAAUAAAUGCUGGAAAAGCUGUUACUUAUCUCGUAUUGUUUGAGAAGCAUCUGGAUUGGUUAGUUCUUUUUUAUUUCGAGUGAAUUUACGUGCAUAUGGUUUGUUGUUGCUUCAUCAAAUUUCUGGAAUCAUCUUUAGCCCUAAGAGCAUGUUAAAAUACCUAGAAAUAAGGAUGUAACAUGAUUCUAAAUCUAUAUGAAUUGAAGCCAUUGGUACUGUUGCUUGUAGGAAUUUGUUUUCACAUGCUUGAAUCUCGUUGUUUUAUUGGUGGAGCUCCACCAAGCAGUAUUA
This is a messenger RNA of Rubroshorea leprosula, 1431 nucleotides long. The record is from the annotation of a GenBank genome assembly. NCBI's taxonomy places the organism in Eukaryota, Viridiplantae, Streptophyta, Magnoliopsida, Malvales, Dipterocarpaceae.